Molecule: messenger RNA, 1976 nt
Organism: Larimichthys crocea (large yellow croaker)
Lineage: Eukaryota; Metazoa; Chordata; Actinopteri; Sciaenidae
Exons: 6
Coding region: 845-1660 (271 amino acids)
Cellular component (GO): cell-cell junction; membrane
Source: RefSeq, a predicted model, not a curated record
UUUUUUUUCUUUCUUCCAAUUUCACAGAGAUUGCUGAACUUUCCCAAGGGAACGAAAAAUAUGCUCGCAUGCAUUCCCCUUUACGUGCUUGAAGGUGUUUCUCGAGUUGCAUGUGAGAGACAAUUAUUGAAAAAAAAAAAAAGAAGAAUGGAAGAAAUUUAUGUAUUACCUCCUCUUUACAAUCCAAAACCAAGACAAUGGUUUGUGUCUGCAGGGCCAAUAGUGUUCGUGCUGGAUAAGAAGCCUGCAGUACAAAGCCUGUUUCCUAAGACUGAGUUCCAACAUUGUCACCGGUUUCCCUUCAAAAGAAUACCAUUGCAUUUUAUCAGUGUUUACCAACAGCGGCGUGAAAAUCCAAAUCAAACAUGUUAUAUUGUUGUGCUUGCAUGUCUUUGGACACAGGCCAGAGAUGGGGAGGGUGGCUGGGAAUAAGACAGGCUUUUACAAUGAAAAGUUCACUUAAAAGCACAAAGCAGAAAAGAAGUCUUUAGUGUACAGGAAAGAAGGGGGAGCCAGAGGGGGGAGGAAACUGCCUGGGAACAAGGUGACGCCUACAGUACGUGACUCACUGACUGGACCUGACAAGCAGAGAAAAGGGAAGUCCCGAAACAUUUAGCCCUACUUCUAUUUGAUGUUGGCAGUAACAGCUGAUCUAGAUCUAGGAACUGUCAUCUUUAAGUAGAUUAUUUCUCACAAUGUAACGCCAACUGCUUUUAAGAUACUGUUUCAUUCCAGGCCAUAAAUCUAUGUGUGAAUUUCUUUUGCACCUUAACCCCUGAGAAAGUGAACACAAGUGUGGAGGAGCUCUCGACUCUAUUGUUUGUCUCGACUCUGGAGAGGUGUUAUGGAUCUACAGUGUUUCCUGUGCUGGAGAGUCGCCCUGCUGCUUCUUUUGAUGCCAUGUGGGUUCCAGUGCAUGUCAGUUCACAUCAUCAAUGAGCAGCCUGUGCAUGUUAUCCCCAGUUCCAAUCUGGUUCUGAAAGCUCGGAUUGAGCCGGGACCCCAGGAGGAGAUCGCCUUGAUAACAUGGGAACGGGAACCCGAAACCGGACUUGCUCCAGAGAGAGUGACCCUUGCCAAGUGUCCCAGCAAGAGCAAGUGUUCCUAUAAGAGGCCGAAUGUCCAUGUGAAAGUGGAACAGCAGGAGGCGACACUUGAGAUUGUUGGCUACAGCAACUCGGACAGCGGCAUUUACGCUGUGACUGUGACUGAUCAAACAGGGGUGAAGACCACUGGACACUGCAUCGUCAGGAUAUAUGAGGCGGUGCACCACGUUUCAGUCAGCAUCAACAUGUCCCACUCCUCGCUGGUUUGUGGCGAGGCCUGGGGGACGGACCCUCACUUCAGCUGGCUCCAUGAGAGAGCCCCCGUCACCAAGAGUGUGGGAAGUGUCUCAGAAGAUGGAACAACAUUGAUUGUUACCAUGACUCCUUUCUGUGGCCACUUCACGUGCAUGGUCAGCAACAAACUGGGCUACAGUUCAGCCAUCUACACUGCAGCGCCUUGCAGGACAGAGGGCAGAGGGACAACAGCCGCUGUAGUGUGUCUCGUCCUCCUGCUGCUGCUGUUUGGAGGACUGCUGGCAUUUAUGCUGUGGAGGAGACAGAGGCGCGCUAACAGAGGAGUGAGGCUGCACGAACAUUUGGAUGACACCAUCUGAAAAAAGGCGUCUAAGAUACACUUCUGGAUACUCGAAAUGUCUCCGAGAGAAGAACAGGAAAUGAACUGGAAUUUCCUGUCCUGUGAGCAGUAUGACCUUACACUGCGUUGGAACAAUGUGAAGAGUGAACUGCUUUCUGGCAAAUAGGAAAAUAUCUAAAACUUGAUAUUUAGCCCACAAAGAGCCAGCAAUGUCUUUACAGUGCCUCCUGCUGGACCGCACCUGAUGCUGUGUAUUUAAUAAAAGUAAUCAUUUUGUAUCAACCGCACAUCGUAUUGAAAUGUAAUAAAAAUCCUUUCACAGAAUGUGAUAAAAA